Neocloeon triangulifer is the source of this 3081-nucleotide messenger RNA. RefSeq lists its product as uncharacterized. Gene Ontology annotation, molecular function: carbohydrate binding; protein tyrosine phosphatase activity; odorant binding. Gene Ontology annotation, cellular component: external side of plasma membrane. NCBI's taxonomy places the organism in Eukaryota, Metazoa, Arthropoda, Insecta, Ephemeroptera, Baetidae. The transcript is spliced from 25 exons. The coding region runs from base 415 to 2892 and encodes 825 amino acids. Gene Ontology annotation, biological process: biological process involved in interspecies interaction between organisms. The record is from RefSeq and is a predicted model, not a curated record.
GUGAUAUUAAAAAUUAUAAUUUGUCCAUCGUGAUUGAGUAAUUUCGCUAAACAUACAUGUAUGUGUGUGAUAAAAGUGGCGAAAUUUGCCCUUCCACCCUUGCGUCUUAUUGUUAGUGCAAUUUCAAACUAAAUAUCAAACAGAAAACGUCAAAAUAAUAAAUAGAUCAUGAAUUUAUUAUAAUACUCUAUUUUCAUGACUGUGUUGCGUUUAUUUUUAUUGCGUGACAAAUUUACAAAAAGCAAAAUGGUUCGCAGUUUUGCAGAGUUGGGAAACUUUUCUCUGCCAAUGAGCUAGUGUCAGGAUGCUGAUGGAUAUAGCGUUGCAUCCGGUUUUAUAUACAAUUCGUUUGUUUCCUCUCUAUAAAAUCAGUCUAUAUGUUACAACCAAUUCGACUCACUGCUGUCUGCAACAAUGAUAAUCAAGCAUGUUCAACAUAUUUUCAUCGCAGCGCUCAUUAUUUUAAAUAUUUUGUUUGUCUUGGAAGCUGCAAGAAAAAACGGAAGAGGGUCAAACUCGCGUCUUAGACGGAAAACGAUAAUUAAAUGCUGUGGAACGGAAUCUUGCUUUAGAAUGGGCUCAAAACGUGUUACGGUGACCACCAUGUUAACACGCACAAAUAUUACAACCACGUCAUCCAAAACAACCAGUUUGUUACCAAGUGAACCGUUCACUGAAGUAUCAGAAUUGAGCAGUGCUGUAGCAUUAACAUCUCCAUCCAAGGAAACAACAGAAGCAAUCACGGAACUUGUACAAGAAACUUCGACGGAGAGAAUGACAGAACCAAUAACAACGGUUUUUACUGAGCCACCAAGAAUUGAACCAACUACUACUGAGUCAACUACUACUGAGUCAACUACUACUGAGUCAACUACUACUGAGUCAACUACUACUGAGUCAACCACUACUGAGUCAACUACCACUGAGUCAACUACUUCAUCGUCUUCAACCACGACUUCCACAACUACAACCACAAAACCACCAACGCAAGAGGAGCUGAUAAGAGGAGUGUGUACUUCUUAUGAUACAGAUCCAGCAUUGUUUGCUACAGAAAACGCAGUGAAAGAUCCAAAGAAGUAUGGUUUCUGGGUUCAAUCUUGUGGUCAACAGUUUUUGCUGGGAAAGAACUUGGCCACUUGGAGGGAGAACUUGAUAAACUGUUCAAGGAUCGGAAUGGCACCGCUAACAUUUGAAUCGCCUGCCAAGCUUGAGUGCUUUCGAAACAUGGUUUCUAAAUGGAAAUUCAAUGCGAAUUACUGGACAUCUGGUUUAAGAUUUAAUGAUAGAAAUUUUGGAUGGUGCGUGAAAAACGAUACAGUCCUAAUGGAUGGCGUGAAUUUACCAUGGGCAGCAGGAAACCCAGACAAUAGAAAUGGCACUGAAAACUGCCUGCACCUGAAAGUGAACAGGACGAGAGCAGACUUCCUGUUUUCGAACAGGAUUUGCACUAGUUUGCAAUUUUUAGCGUGCCAGGGGCAACCAACUCCAGCACCUCCAGGAUGCUCAGCCCCCGCUUGCCCAAAUAUUACAUGCGCUAAAAAUAUGUCAAUCCACGUUACUAUAGGGUACAGGGACUUCUUAUAUAGACCAUUUCGACACGGUACCUGGUUUCAAGAACAUCUGCGGACGUACAUGUUUAGUUUUCCAAACAACACACAGACUUUUGCAGGCGCCAUCCAAGCAUGUUGCGAGUUUGGAUUACAGUUGCUGAGUCUGGAAAGUGUUUACAAAUAUCAAUCUCUGAUCAAAGCUAUAAAAGUAAAUACGUCUGACAGCGAUUUUUUCUGGACCUCCGGAAGUGAUCAAGGCUGCGAGGGCAAAUUCGGUUGGUGCAAUGUUCCUCAGUGGCGGGUAAACAAGAGCGCGCCUUGGGCGUCCGGACAGCCUGACAACGCACAGGGCAACGAAAACGCCGUUGCCAUUUUCUUGAACAAAACGCACGCACAGCUUUUUGAUUUCAACGAACAGAAGAAAUUCAGAUUCAUUUGCGAGUCUCGACAAACUUAUGGCAUUCCGUCACCAGGAGCUAUGGUGAGGGAUGAGUGCGGUUCAGUGUACAAAUGGAAUCAAAGUGAAAUCGACAGGCUCCUCAGUGACACAAUAAUUCAAAUGACCGCGCCUAAUUCAAAACCCUUUGUCACUUGCGUCGCAGAGAAAUCUGACCUGAUGGUCAACGGUGAAUUUGUGGAGAAUGAGGUUUUGGCAGUGAUGGAGAACCAAGCAGGUGAAAAUAGAAACGAACUUCAAAGUAACAUUAACAUAGUGAGGGACGAUUGCGGUAGCUCCACAGCUGGAAUGAACGACACAGACAAAGCUUCAAAAAUGUUUUCCUGCGUUGGCGAAAAAGCCCCCGCUGUGUUAACAGGCGUUGUUGCAGGCAUGGACCAAGCGCUACCACCACUUGAAAAUGAUCCAAUGCCACCAGAUGCUUUUUGCUUCAACGAACACACUAACUGCACUGUUGAUCCAGUACUUAAGGCGGAAAUUGAUGCGUGCAAAUCGACCUGCGCCGUGGCAAGUGGGGACGUAGAAGUUAUUUGCGGCAAAAAGUUCUACCAGUUUAAACCCAUUGUGGUCAUGGAAGAAGCCUUUAAACAAUGCUGCAUUCGAGGAAUGAAACUUGCUUCGAUCGCUACUUUAGAAGAAAAGCUCUGCCUCGCUAAUAUGACCUUAUCAGAGGCACCGGUAUGGAUGUGGGUUGCAAUUAGCAGAAUCAACAGUACGCGCGCACGCUGGUGCACUUCGCCAGAGCCCUUCUCACUUAAAGACUACGUUUGGAAGAAUGACAAUGCUGACCUUCUUUUAGAUGCGUAUGUUGUCGCCCCUAAAUUAAAUAUCAUCACCAUCAGCAAGCGAUCAAAUUUUCACAGCCCCCUUUGCGUUUUAGAAUAAAGCACCCAAAAUUAUAAAAGUUUCAAGUAUUUGAAAUUAUGUUAUGUACUCAAACAUAAACAAAAAUUACAGAUGUUUUUGAUAAAAUGAUUUUUUGAUCUGAUAUAGAUUUAUUUGAUCAUACUAUUUCUGAUUAUAUAUUUAUUUUUUAAAUAAGACACUGUAAAAAAUAAUCUUCAUUGUUUUAAA